Vicia villosa (hairy vetch) is the source of this 645-nucleotide messenger RNA. Its product is annotated as glycerol-3-phosphate dehydrogenase [NAD(+)] 2, chloroplastic-like. The record is from RefSeq and is a predicted model, not a curated record. Gene Ontology annotation, cellular component: cytosol; glycerol-3-phosphate dehydrogenase (FAD) complex. NCBI's taxonomy places the organism in Eukaryota, Viridiplantae, Streptophyta, Magnoliopsida, Fabales, Fabaceae. Bases 1 to 483 code for a protein of 160 amino acids. Gene Ontology annotation, biological process: carbohydrate metabolic process; glycerol-3-phosphate catabolic process. Gene Ontology annotation, molecular function: NAD binding; glycerol-3-phosphate dehydrogenase [NAD(P)+] activity. The transcript is spliced from 4 exons.
AUGUCUGAAUCUUUGUUUCUGUUAUUGCAGUUCAGCACAUCAUUUCUUGAGAGUGUCGCUGAUUAUGUUGAUCCGGGCUUGCCAUUCAUAUCUCUCAGUAAAGGCCUGGAGCUUAAUACACUAAGGAUGAUGGCUCAAAUUAUUCCUCAAGCACUAAGAAAUCCUCGCCAGCCUUUUGUUGCACUAUCAGGUCCUUCUUUUGCUCUGGAAUUAAUGAACAAGCUACCUACAGCGAUGGUCAUGGCAUCCAAAGACAAAAAAUUGGCAGAUGCAGUUCAGCAGUUACUAGCAUCAAAUCGUUUAAGAAUCGGUACAUCAAGUGAUGUUACAGGAGUAGAAAUAGCAGGGGCCCUCAAGAAUGUGCUAGCAAUAGCAGCUGGGAUUGUAGUAGAGAAAGGAAAAGGGUGCAGAUCCAUCAUUGACCGAGUUCUAUUUUCGCAGACAUUGGAAAAAGGAUCAAAGUUGGGUUGGAGUUCAUGCUGAAUCUGCAUAUGUAAGUAUUUUGGGAAGUGUUAAUUUGAUUGAAUUUCAAAUCUUCACACAAGUCUUCUUCUCAUCCACCACAACCCACUAAUGAAAGUGAUCACACAAAUGAAGAUGGCGUCGAUGAAACAAAUGAAGAAGACCUUAGUAAUGAAUUUUGAU